AUGUCCCUGCCGAGCCCUGCAUGGCCCCAGCGAGACGAGCCUCCCCCCUGCGGCACUGCCACCAGCCUCCCGCCAGCCUCCUCCGACAGCGACUCCGGCUGUGCCCUGGAAGAGUACCUGGAGCCCCCCGCGGACCCCACUCCCCCUGAGGUCCCGGUGAGCUUCGGCACCCGCUCGCCGCAGCCUGCCUCUCCCGCCGACAGGAACCGGCUCCGCGACAGAGCCCUCCUGCAGCAGCUGCCUCCUCAGGACUGCGAUGAGCGGUAUUGCCCCGACCUCGUGGAGGAGGAGAGGAGGCAGCUACGAGCAUUCAGUGCCCGACGGAGACGGGAGGCCCUGGGGCAGGGGCUGGCAUGUCCUGUGCCAGGUCCCUGCCAUGGCUGUCCCUGCAAGAAGUGCGGCAGGAGGCUGAACAAAGGGGACCCGGGGAUUUCGGCAUCCCGGCUGGGGGACCAGUUCUGGCACCCGUCCUGUUUCUCCUGCCACUUCUGCCACCAGCCGCUGGUGGACCUCAUCUACUUCCAGCAGGACGGGAGGAUCUACUGCGGCCGGCACCACGCCGAGCUCUUCCGACCCCGCUGUGCCUCCUGCGACCAGCUGAUCUUCAUGGAGGAGUGCAUCGAGGCGGAGGGCCGGCGCUGGCACCUGGAGCACUUCUGCUGCCUGGAGUGCGACGUGCCCCUGCGCGGGCAGCGCUACGUGAUGAAGAGCGGCCGACCCUGCUGCUGCGGCUGCUUCGAGAGCCUCUUUGCCGAGCCGUGCCAGGCCUGCGGGGACCCCAUCGGUGCCGACAGCGAGGAGGCCACCCACCAAGGGCUGCACUGGCAUGCCCGAGCCGCCUGCUUCUGCUGCAGCCUCUGCCGAAAGCCACUGCACGGGCAGCCCCUCACCUCCCGCCACGGCCGGCUCUUCUGCUCCGAGACCUGCAGCCUGGGACAGGACACAUCCUCCACCGCCUCCGACUCCUCCGACUCGGCUUUCGCCUCAGCCCCAUCCCCUGACUCGACACCCCUCUCCCGAGCCGGCCCCGGCGGCAGGACCGCGCCGGGGACGGGCAGCACCUCGGCGGCCGGAGGCUGCACACAGCGGGUGGAAGGGGCUGAGGCAUUUCUGGAUCAAGCCUCCGUGCAUCCAGCAUUCAGGAGCCUGGAGGACUGUGGAGCACCUGCUAAGGAGCGGAGCAGGGAUGCUGCGUAUGCAGGGAUGCUGGGACCACCAGCCGGACACCCUUCGGACCCCCAGCCCAGCACAGAGGGUCCCAAUGGGCCUGGAGCCCCCAACCACCCAGUUUUGGGGGGCCCUGACCCCCGAACACCUGCAGGCCAUGGAAACCCACACUUCCGAGCGGGCACAUCUCCUGCCCGACACAGCCCACAGCCGGAGGACAUCGACCUGCAGGACAUCACGGAGGAGGAUGACUCCUGGUGUCCCACCUGCUCUUCAUCUUCGGACUCGGACUCGGAGGAAGAGGGUUUCUUCUUCGGGAAGCCCAUCCCCAAGCCCGGGAUGAGCUCCCUAGGCAGGGAGCCCCUGGGGAGGGCCGGGAGCAGGACGGCAAAGCCACGGGGCAGCAGCAAGCACUGCAGCGUGUCCUAG
Molecule: messenger RNA, 1596 nt
Organism: Gavia stellata (red-throated loon)
Lineage: Eukaryota; Metazoa; Chordata; Aves; Gaviiformes; Gaviidae
Gene: PRICKLE4
Product: prickle planar cell polarity protein 4
Exons: 7
Coding region: 1-1596 (531 amino acids)
Molecular function (GO): zinc ion binding
Source: RefSeq, a predicted model, not a curated record